UACAACCAGACUAACCUGCUGAAUACAAAAAACAAAACAGUGGGAGUUUACUUAGUAAUGGGGUCAUCACAGUCUAGCAAUCAUGACAAAGAUGAAAACCUUACAGCAAUUCUCACACUUUUGUUCAUGGUGUUUACUCUGCUCUGGUACUUCUGGAUUUGGAAGAAACCGAGCAGAAACCCUUUGCCUCCAUUGCCACCAGGACCUCGUGGUCUGCCGCUACUCGGAUACCUUCCAUUUCUUGGUGCAGAUCUUCACCUAGAAUUUACUGACAUGGCAAGGGUUUAUGGUCCAAUUUACAAACUCAAACUUGGUACCAAGUUGUGCGUUGUGAUCAGCUCACCUGAACUUGUGAAACAAGUGGUUCGUGACCAUGACGCAACAAUUUCCGACCGUGAUCCUUCAAUUGCUGCUGUUAUCUGCUCAUUUGGAGCAUCCGACAUAGCAUUUGGAUCGUAUGGUUCAGAUUGGAGGAAGCUGCGCAAGGUGUUUGUGAGUCGGAUGAUGAGCAAAACCAACCUUGAUGAUUGCUAUGCUCUGAGAAGGGAGGAGGUGCACAAGUCGAUCAGUCAUAUUUAUCAUGACAAAAUUGGAAUCCCCACUGAUUUGGGCCGGGUUGCAUUUUCCAUAGCAAUCAACUCAACUAUGCGUAUGCUUUGGGGUGCUACUCUACAAGGGACUGAUUUCAGUGAAGAUUAUAGGAAAUUGGUGGCAGAAAUGAUGGAUCUAUUUGUGAAACCAAACAUUUCUGACUAUUUUCCUGCGGUUGCAAGGUAUGACAUACAAGGAAUUGAGAGGCAAGCAAAGAAGGUUCAAUACGAGAUUGACAAGAUUCUAAGUUGGGCCAUAAAAGAACGGAUGAAGAAUGGGGGAUUACAGCAAAAACAGGACAGGAAGGACUUUCUGCAGUUCCUCUUGGAGAACAACAAUAAUAAUCAUGAAAAUGGUUCGACGUCCCUUACAAUGCAACAACUGAAAGCCUUGCUCAUGGAUAUUGUGGUGGGUGGAACGGACACCACAGCAACAACGAUAGAAUGGGUGAUGACAGAACUGAUGCAGCACCCAGAAGAAAUGAGAAGAGUUCAAGAAGAACUAAGAGACAUUGUCGGGUUGAACCAGUUGGUUGAAGAGUUUCAUUUGCCGAAAUUACAUCACUUAGAUGCUGUGAUCAAGGAGACAUUACGCCUGCACUCGGUUGUGCCUCUUCUGCCUCGGCGUUCAAAACAAUGUACCACCAUUGGUGGCUAUCAGAUACCAAAAGGUUCGACUGUUUUUCUCAAUGUUUUGGCCAUACACAGAGAUUCAAGUGUCUGGGACAAUCCCUUGGAAUUUAGACCCCAGAGGUUCCUCAACACGGAUCCAAGCAACAGCUUUGAUUACCAGGGCAAUAAGUUCCAAUAUCUUCCCUUUGGUUCAGGGAGGAGAAUAUGUACCGGGAUUCCUUUAGCAGAAAGGAUGAUAAUCUAUGCCUCGGCUUCACUCUUGCAUUCGUUCGAUUGGAAAUUGCCUAAUGAAGAAAAGCUUGACCUUUCAGACAAAUUUGGGAUUGUGACAAAGAAAAAGACUCCACUUAUUGCUGUACCAACAGCCAGGUUAUCCAAUUUGGAGCUCUAUGCUUAAAUGCUCCCUAAUUCUUAAUUCUAGUGUGCUUCGACAUAUAUGUUGUAAGAACAAAAAAGAAGGAAAAUAAGCAUAUGUAUUUGCUGGUUUCUCUAUGUGGUUAAGCAAUUGCAGAAUGGCAACAACUACUACAGGCAACAUGAAUACAUGAUAUCAGAUAACCUUUCAUCUCUCUAAUUUUGUUAGAAGAAAUUAUAUAUGUGCAAAGUCCAAAUGUGAGAGAUAUUUAGAAGCUGAAUAAAUAGACGAA
Fragaria vesca subsp. vesca is the source of this 1870-nucleotide messenger RNA. Its product is annotated as flavonoid 3'-monooxygenase-like. The transcript has 2 exons. Gene Ontology annotation, molecular function: heme binding; monooxygenase activity; iron ion binding. Bases 58 to 1620 code for a protein of 520 amino acids. NCBI's taxonomy places the organism in Eukaryota, Viridiplantae, Streptophyta, Magnoliopsida, Rosales, Rosaceae. The record is from RefSeq and is a predicted model, not a curated record.